Pteronotus mesoamericanus is the source of this 1660-nucleotide messenger RNA. It is a transcript of the gene CHAF1B, whose product is annotated as chromatin assembly factor 1 subunit B. NCBI's taxonomy places the organism in Eukaryota, Metazoa, Chordata, Mammalia, Chiroptera, Mormoopidae. Gene Ontology annotation, molecular function: protein binding. Bases 1 to 1635 code for a protein of 544 amino acids. The record is from RefSeq and is a predicted model, not a curated record. Gene Ontology annotation, biological process: nucleosome assembly; DNA replication-dependent chromatin assembly. The transcript is spliced from 13 exons. Gene Ontology annotation, cellular component: nucleus; CAF-1 complex.
AUGAAAGUCAUCACGUGCGAAAUCGCCUGGCACAACAAGGAGCCGGUGUACAGCCUGGACUUGCAGCCGGGCGCCGCUGGGCGGACCCACCGGCUGGCGUCUGCGGGCGUCGACACGGCCGUGCGGAUCUGGAAGGUGGAGAAGGGACCAGAUGGAAAGGCCAUUGUUGAGUUUCUGUCCAGUCUCGCUCGCCACACCAAAGCGGUCAAUGUCGUGCGUUUUUCUCCCAAUGGGGAAAUGUUAGCCUCUGGGGGCGACGACGCGGUCAUUCUGCUGUGGAAGGUGAACGACCACAAGGAGCCGGAACAGGCUGCUUUUCAGGACGAGGACGAGGCUGAGUUGAAUAAGGAGGACUGGACCGUCGCAAAAACGCUCAGGGGCCACUUGGAAGAUGUGUAUGACAUCUGCUGGGCCACGGAUGGGAAUCUAAUGGCUUCUGCCUCUGUGGACAACACGGCCAUCGUAUGGGACGUCAGCAAAGGACAGAAGAUCUCCAUUUUUAAUGAGCAUAAAAGUUACGUGCAAGGAGUGACCUGGGAUCCUCUGGGACAGUAUAUUGCUACCCUGAGCUGUGACAGGACCCUGAGGGUGUACAGCACACUGAAGAAGCGUGUGGCUUUCAAUGUCUCAAAGAUGCUGUCUGGAACAGGCGCUGAAGGAGAGGCCAGGAGCUACCGGAUGUUCCACGACGACAGCAUGAAGUCCUUCUUCCGCCGGCUCAGCUUCACCCCUGACGGGUCGCUGCUCCUCACGCCAGCCGGAUGCGUGGAGUCUGGUGAAAAUGUAACCAACACAACUUACGUUUUCUCCAGGAAAAAUCUUAAGAGGCCUAUUGCUCACCUCCCGUGUCCCGGGAAAGCGACGCUUGCUGUCCGCUGCUGCCCCGUCUACUUUGAGUUGAGGCCGGAGGUGGAAACAGACGGGCCCACCCAGGGGCCGCUGGUGCGCCUGCCCUACCGCCUGGUGUUCGCCGUGGCUUCCGAAGACUCUGUGCUCUUCUACGACACCCAGCAGCUCUUCCCUUUCGGUUACGUGUCGAACAUCCAUUACCACACCCUGAGCGACAUCUCCUGGUCAAGCGAUGGGGCCUUCCUGGCCAUUUCUUCCACCGAUGGGUACUGUUCAUUCGUGACGUUUGAGAAGGAUGAACUUGGGAUACCUUUCAAAGAGAAGCCAGAUUUGAGCAUGGGAACUCCUGAUACAGCGAAGAAGACCAAGAGUCAGAUGCAACAGGGGUCUCCGCCAGGACCCAGGCCGGUAGAGGGGACCCCCACCAGCAGAAUCCAGGACCCCAGCAGCCCCUGCUCAACGCCCGCUCAGGCGAAGCCGUCUCCAGCCCCAGCAGCCGCCAAGGACACACCUGCGGUGGCCGCCGCAGCCCAGAGCUCCGCGCCCGGGCCUUCAGAGGAGAGGAAGACCCUGCAGCCCAGCGGUCAGAGCGCGAGAGGGCCCCCGCCCCGGAGGGUCACCCUGAACACGCUGCAGGCCUGGAGCAAGAUGCCCCGGAGAGUGAACCUGACACCCUUAAAGACAGAUACCCCGCUUUCCGAACCGAGCAGUGUGGUGUCCACUCCAUCCGCCGCGGAUGUUCGGUCAGAGACGCCUGGAGACCUCGGGGCAGUCCCCCAGAGCUGAAGCGGCCCAGACUCGGGGAAAACAG